CUUUAUUUAUUUUUUAGUUCGACAUGAGUUCUUAUACCAUUAGGAUGACACAAACUAUCAGUGCAGUGUUGUUCUUAUCGAUACUGACCCCACCGAUAAUCAGUGAUCAAGUUUUGUACAAAGGAGCAUAUGAAGCACAUACGACCACACCUAUCGAUGUGGAGUUAGUUCAAAGAACGGGUAAAGAUUUGAAUUCAGACUUUCGGAGCCAACCCGCCCUUGAUAAAAUAUCAUCCGCGAUGGUUAACCCAUUGGAAAACAAAUUAUUCGUAGAUCUCUUCAAGAAGCGCAAUGCCACGCGUCGGCUUCUGUUGUCUGAUGUACAAAAAACGAUUAAUCGUGAAACAAUGUUCAAUAAAAUUCGUUACGUUAAACGUCGAAGCAUCGAGGCAUUGAAUAUAGUGAAUGCAAACGGUACUAGUUUUGCAUACUUCUGGACACUGGAUGAGAUCUAUCAAUAUUUGAACAUGCUGGAGAAAAAGUAUCCCGAAUUGGUUGAAGUGAUGGACUACGGAAUGACUCACGAAAAUCGUCCAAUUAAAGUAAUUACCAUCAGCUCUAACGGUACGGUGGAUAAGUCCCGUCCAGUUGUGUUGAUUGAUGGAGGAAUGCAUGCUCGAGAAUGGGCCUCACAUAUGGCAGUUGUAUACUUGAUACAUCAGUUGGUUGAAUGUUCCGAAGAGAACAUGGAUCUUUUGGACAACACCGAUUGGGUGAUCGUGCCUGUAGCUAAUCCAGAUGGGUACGAGUACACUCAAAUUGAAAGACUGUGGAGGAAGAAUAGAGCACCGAUCAAUGGUUCGUCUUGCAUUGGAACUGAUUUAAACAGGAACUUUCCAUUUCAAUGGAAAGACUACGGAAAUAAAUGCUCAAUUGGAUUUGCUGGCCUAGGCCCUGCUUCAGAAUUGGAAACACAAGCUAUAAUAAAUCUAAUGACAAACUAUGCAUCGGCUACGAAGGUGUACUUGGCUGUUCACUCUUGUGGAGACUUCAUCUUAUACCCUUAUGGAUACGAUCACGUUGAUGCGCCAAAUAAAGAGAAAUUGCAUGCUCUAGGGGAAAAGGCAGCAGAGGCUGUUAGGACGGUACAUGGUUCAAACUAUUCGGUAGGGAGUGCAGCGUCACUACUCUAUCCAGCCAAUGGAAGCGACGAUUACAUUUACGGUCAGCUAGGGGUUGAAUAUGCUUACACGUUGGAACUUUCGUGUAGUGAGUCCAGCAGCGGUAGUAUAUUUGUCAUCAGUGUGGCAGAGAUGCAGCGGAUCAAUAAAGAGGCCUUCGAGAUGUUCAAAGUAUUUGGUAAAUUUGCUGGUGAACAAAUGAUCAGCAGUAUGCCCAAGAUAACAGCUAUAAAACAGCUGAGGUUAUUCAUAACAGUAGCCAUUACGUGGGCUGAAUUAGACUUGGAAGCGCGUGGUACAAGCAUGAAGUUCACGGUAUCCCUCGCUUUGUCCGUUUUGGCCGUGCUGGUCAGCACAGAGCAGGUGUCAUACAGAAAUUACAAAGUGUAUAAGAUCGAGCUAGAAUCCAGAGAGCAGCACACACAAUUACGACGUUGGGAGGAUGUGGAUGGUGUAGACUUUUGGGAUCGCGCUGGCCGACGUGUCAUGAUUAGUCCCGAAUUGCAAAAUCAUUUCGAAAAAUUCCUAGAAGCGAACAAAAUUACGCACGAGCUUAUCAUCGAUGAUGUGGAAGCUACCAUUGAUGCGGAACGAAAAUAUGAUCAGGAAUAUAGAAAGACCAAAUCAGCAUCCGGUCGUAGCACCGUGGAUUUCGACCACUACUGGAGAACCCAGGAAAUCUACGACUAUUUAGAUGAGCUGGCAGCAUCUUAUCCAAGUCUGGUUUCGGUGGAAGUUAUUGGCCAUUCAUAUGAAAAUCGUGAGAUCAAGUCCAUUACCAUCGCAUCCACUAAUGGACAAGUAAGUGGCUCAAAACCAGUUAUCUUCAUCGACGGUGGAGUACAUGCACGAGAGUGGGCUGCCAUCAUGUCUGUUGUAUACCUGAUCCACGAGCUGGUAGAACACAGCUCUGAAUACCCCGACAUGUUGACAAAUGAUUGGGUCAUCAUUCCAGUGGCAAAUCCAGAUGGUUAUGAGUUUUCUCAUACAUCAAACCGUAUGUGGCGUAAGAAUCGUUUCCCAGGAUCCAUCCUUUGCACAGGUGUUGACCUGAACCGUAAUUUCGCGUACCAGUGGGCCUCUGGAAGCAAUCUAUGCUCUGAUACCUACCCCGGUACUGGUCCAACAUCAGAAAGCGAAACUCAAGCCCUGGUAUCGCUGAUGGAGCGCUACAGAAGCAGUCUGACACUCUAUCUUGCAGUUCACACCUAUGGUGAUAUGAUUCUGUACCCAUACGGAUAUGCAUGGCCAUUCAUCCCGGUUGACAAUGCGGCUGCACAUAUCACUUUGGGACAAAAUGCUAGAGCUGCUGUGUUAGCCGUUGGUGGACCCACCUAUGUCGUGGGCAACAGCGCCGAAAUAUUGUACACAGCAUUCGGUGCAAGUGAUGAUUACGCAUUGGGACUGGCUGGAUUCACGUAUGGAUUCACACUUGAGCUGACUGGCGGUGGCAGCCAGGGAUUCGAUUUGCCUGCAACUCAGCUUCAAAGCGUGGCGCACGCUACUUUCCAAAUAUUCCGAUCAAUGGCUAACGACAUUUAGAAAGUCUAAUAAAUAAAAGUAAGAUCAA
Molecule: messenger RNA, 2691 nt
Organism: Armigeres subalbatus
Lineage: Eukaryota; Metazoa; Arthropoda; Insecta; Diptera; Culicidae
Exons: 8
Coding region: 24-2663 (879 amino acids)
Biological process (GO): proteolysis
Molecular function (GO): metallocarboxypeptidase activity; zinc ion binding
Source: RefSeq, a predicted model, not a curated record